This is a messenger RNA of Marasmius oreades (fairy-ring Marasmius), 1806 nucleotides long. RefSeq lists its product as uncharacterized. Gene Ontology annotation, molecular function: ATP binding; tRNA binding; lysine-tRNA ligase activity. Bases 1 to 1806 code for a protein of 601 amino acids. Gene Ontology annotation, cellular component: cytosol; cytoplasm. Lineage: Eukaryota; Fungi; Basidiomycota; Agaricomycetes; Agaricales; Marasmiaceae. The record is from RefSeq and is a predicted model, not a curated record. The transcript has 10 exons. Gene Ontology annotation, biological process: lysyl-tRNA aminoacylation.
AUGUCGAACGCUGAGAAUGCUACUCCCGACGCUGGUACCACGGCCAAUCUGCAAAAAGAUCCUGUUACAGGCGAAAUGAUCUCCAAGACAGAAUACAAGCGGCGAGAGAAACAACGUGCAAAGGAUGCUAUGAAGGCUGGUAAAGCACCUGCACCACAAGAAAGGACUGAAACAGCGGAGAAGGCAGAGAAGCCGAAGGCCGAGGAGGAACUGAAUCCGAACCAAUACUAUGAAAUGCGCUCGCGUCAAAUACUUCAGCUUAAGCAAACCCAAAACCCCAACCCAUAUCCUCACAAGUUUCAAACAACUAGGUCUAUCACGUCCUACAUCGAAAGCUACGGACCCGAAGGGAAAAUUGCGAAGGGGACGAGGGUAGAGGGUGUGCAAGAGAGAUUGACUGGUAGAAUUCACAAUAUCAGAGCGAGUGGUUCCAAGUUGGUAUUCUAUGACUUACACGGGGAGGAUAAAAAGGUUCAGAUUAUGGCCACGUUACAAGAUUCCAGCGACCCCGACAACUUCCUCGCGAACCAGGAACUUUUCAAGCGGGGAGACAUCGUGGGUGUUGUGGGCACACCUUCUCGUACCAAGUUGGGGGAGCUAUCCAUAACAGCGCAUACGAUGACCCUUCUCGCACCCAACCUCCAUUUACUCCCUUCUUCACAUUUUGGUUUGAAGGAUCAGGAGACCAGGUACCGCAAGCGCCAUCUUGACCUCAUUCUCAACGAGAACACGCGCCAGCUAUUCAAAACUCGGAGCAAGAUCAUCAAGCAAAUCCGUGAAUUCUUCGACAAGAGAGGGUUCUUGGAAGUUGAGACACCCAUCACUUCCCUCCUAGCUGGUGGUGCUACUGCCAAACCUUUUGUCACGCACCACAAUGAUCUCAACCUUGACCUCUAUUUACGAAUCGCUCCUGAAUUGUAUUUGAAGGAACUUGUGGUUGGCGGUUUGGACCGUGUUUAUGAGGUCGGAAGGGUCUUUAGAAAUGAGGGGAUUGACAUGACGCACAAUCCCGAGUUCACGAUUUGUGAAUUCUACAUGGCCUAUGCGGAUAUGUAUGAUAUUAUGGAAAUGACGGAGGAACUGAUGGAGGGUUUAGUACGGGAAAUCACCGGAGGUUCGACUCAACUUUGGUACCGCCCUGAAGGAGACAAGGGAAAGCCAUGGCUUUUGGACUUCGCAAGACCGUGGAAGCGGUACGACAUGAUCGAAACGUUGGAGGAAAAACUGGGAGUUAAGUUCCCACCUGGCGAUACGUUGCACACGGAAGAAGCGGGCAGUUUUUUGAAAGAGCUUUGCGAGAAGCAUAAUGUGGAAUGCAGCGAACCGCGAACUAAUGCUCGUUUGCUUGAUAAGCUCGUCGGCGAGUUUAUUGAGCCUCUUUGUAUCUCACCCGCUUUCAUUGUUGGUCAUCCACAAGUCAUGUCGCCUCUGGCGAAGUGGCACCGAUCUCGACCGGGCCUGUGUGAGCGAUUCGAGGCUUUCUUGUGCCAGAAGGAGAUUUGUAACGCGUAUACGGAGUUGAACGAUCCGUUCGAGCAAAGGUUGAGAUUCGAGGAACAGGUCAGGCAAAAGGAGCAGGGUGACGACGAAGCACAGGGUAUAGAUGAGACCUUUAUAGACGCUCUUGAGCAUGGUCUCCCUCCCACUGGUGGGUGGGGAUUAGGUAUCGAUCGGCUUGUCAUGUUCUUAACCAACUCUACGAACAUCAAAGAAGUCCUACUCUUCCCGGCUAUGAAGCCAAUAGAGGCCAACCCCCCACCUGCAAUUAUAGGCGGGCCGACGCCAGCACCUUCGGGACAAAUCUAG